UAUCGCGACUUGAUUGGAGCGAGCAUCCUGUCUAGACUGCCCCGUCGGCAACAUAAAGCGUCCGUCGAACGUUAGUCGAAGCAGAAGAGCCGACGGAAAUCCAGCGGACUGAAACCGGGAGCUAUGAGGACCCUUAUUGUGUUUUGCGCUUUGGUGAGCUUGGCUACAUCCUCGAGACUUUGUGGUAUGACAGAUAAUGAACUCUCCAAAUUUAUGACGUGCGUCCGCAGUCAUGCUUCUCGAAAGGAUAACCGACAGCUCGACUGGCUUCAAACCAGCUUCGGCUGCAGGAACGAUAUUUGCUUUAUCAGUCAACUUUGCCAAGAGAACGGAGCUAAAAUCCUCGAGGUGAUCGAAGGCAUGGGAAGUAGUUGCAACAGCGCCUCCUGAGAGUGAUGAGAUCCAGUCUUCGACAGCCGAAGUGGCAUCGCCCGUUCGACUCCGGACUUCUCGAGUUCCUUUCUGCAAAGUGUGGAGUGCGUUUGUUUUCCCGCGUCAACGUCCAUGUCACGUUUUUCCAUGUGUUCAUCAAUUUCACGUUUCUAGUCCCAGACGUUGCAACAGGAAACAGUUUGGUUGUUUGGUAACUUUGGUCUCCAAAUAAAUACCGUUCGCAUUGUUUUAAA
Molecule: messenger RNA, 626 nt
Organism: Ixodes scapularis (black-legged tick)
Lineage: Eukaryota; Metazoa; Arthropoda; Arachnida; Ixodida; Ixodidae
Product: antimicrobial peptide microplusin
Exons: 4
Coding region: 124-390 (88 amino acids)
Source: RefSeq, a predicted model, not a curated record